Messenger RNA from Pezoporus occidentalis (night parrot), 5768 nucleotides. RefSeq names its product GA binding protein transcription factor subunit beta 1 (gene GABPB1). Gene Ontology annotation, cellular component: nucleus. Lineage: Eukaryota; Metazoa; Chordata; Aves; Psittaciformes; Psittacidae. Bases 2928 to 4127 code for a protein of 399 amino acids. The transcript has 9 exons. Gene Ontology annotation, molecular function: protein binding; transcription cis-regulatory region binding. The record is from RefSeq and is a predicted model, not a curated record. Gene Ontology annotation, biological process: positive regulation of transcription by RNA polymerase II.
CAGUUUAGAGUUAAAUGCUCUGAAAUUUGUGAAUGCACAGUGUGUGGCACUUCAGAUUGUUUUUAAUUUUUUUUAUAUUUUUAAUUAUUCAUGACUUCUGAAGUACCAGACUAAGCAGUUUGGUUGAAGUGUGUGUGCAUGCUAAUACUUGUAGUGGUACAUAAAUCCGCUGUGUAAACAAGGUUAAGAGCAUACAUGGCAGAUCAGCAUGUACACUAGAUGUAGGCUCUUGUUCGUGACCCACUUUCUUUGCAGAAAGCAGUUUGUUUUCUCGGUUUUUUUUAGGCCUAUGUGCCAGACCGAAACUGUUGAGGAAGGUUCAUCAUAACAAAAUGGAUGCUUUAAUUAGAGAGACUGGUGCUUUUUGAGGUUAUUUUCAAGUUUCAGUUAAUCUGAGACAUACUCUGUAUGGCUGUAGCACAGUUCAAAGGCUAUAUCAUUAACCCUUAGAUUCUUCACGUCAGUCAUAGCUGUUGUAAUCUUUUUCGUAUCUAGUGCCAAGCUUAUCUCUGGAAGCUUUGUAGUUUGUUGGCAGUGCCAGCCCAAACCUUGGCGGGUGCCAGUGGUUCACCCUUGUUGCAUAAUAAUAUUCUUUAGAUGUUGCAUUCUGUUGCAGGUAAUGGCCACGUUUGUGCUCUGCUGUUUUAACUAAAAGACUUUUUACGCAUCUGCAUUAUUUAAUGGAGUUAAUGUUGCUGACAGCUGCUAAUUUAAAUUAAUGUAUGAGCCUAAUUGGAAGACAGACCUGCCUAAAUACAGGCUUGACUAUCGUAACCACUAAGCUAUUCAACACUGCAUUUGCUUUCCUGAUCUCUCUUUUCAGAUCAGGUAUUCUUCAUCUGAUGCAUAUGUAGCCCAACAUGAAGGUCAUGUUGCUGUUUAAACGCACUAGAGAGAAUUUAAUUACAAGCACAACACAGUCAUAGAGGAAAGCUGAAGGCUAUUAAUAUAUUAAUGUAGUUUUUAUUAUCAUAAUAGAAGUGUGGGUACUCUAAGCCUAUGAUAUUGAGAUUUAAAGUAUGACGUGCAAAAUUAUUGUUGAAAUACAUCUGGAAGGGUGUGAUUCCCUUAGGAAACAAUACAGGAACUUUCUGAGUUUUUCAUGUGUAAGUCACCAUAAUCAGUAUUAAAUGAUACAUCUAGUGAAAUCGUACCAAAGUUCUUAAGAGAUGCUAGGACAUGGAAGUACACCUAGGUUUAAUGUGGACCUUCUGGUGCCUUUAAAAGUUGCAAAACAUUUAAAUAAAAAUAUUUUUUAUUCCAAUUAAAACUUUUUAAUUGAAAUAAAAACCUUUUUGAAGAGUUUUUCUGAGUUCAGGUAUUCUGCUGUUGUAUCAGGAUGUAAAAACAAAACCAUAAGUUGAUCCUGUUACUUAAAUUAUAAUAAUUAUCAAAACCAAGUGCUUGAUUAAGAAUUUAAAUAGUUAUUGCUAACUAUUUAUACACUGUACUUCCAAAAUAUUUGUGACCUUGGUGUGGAUAGGCAUAUUAGUUAGAAAUGGCUAUUCUGAAUUUCUGCUGGUACUAUGCAAUGCUGGGAUCAGAUGGCAUUGUUUCUGAAGGUCAGAUCUUGAGAAGCAGGUUAAUCUUGUUGAAAUAGGGGAAAGAAAAAGGCAUUGGGAAAAGGCAUUCUUUUUUCAGAUGUAAUGAGUGUCUUCCAAGCUGUCUUUCAAGUACACUUCUGCUGCAUGCCACUUCAGUAGGGAAAACUUUAAUUAGCAUUUUAUGAAAGUUUAUCUUGAGUUUUUUAGGAAUGAUUGAAAAUCUUAUCACAGAUACAGGGUAUAUUAUUGAGUUUAUCUUAUGGUAAAUUGCAGUGCUGUAAUCCAUGCUUUUCUAACAUAAGUGUAUCUGUCAGGAGUGUGCCUUGGUAGGGGUACGCUGGAGGCUGUGAGAUUUCUGUGUUGGCAGAUGUUCUGCAGCAACUGGUUUGUGUCUGUUGAUUUUGAGCAGUUGUUCACCAGUGCAGUGGUAGAAGGCGAAUAGGGCUGAGUCCAGGAUCGUUGAGGCAGGACACCAGACUGAAAGGUGCUGCAGUAUUUUAAGCCAGACUUAAUCUUCUUCCUUCGGACUGCAGACUCUGCUUCUCUGUUGUCUUCAGGGUGUGGUGUGGUGUGGCCCAGGCUUCCCAAGCUGCAUGUUCUCCAGCUCCUCUCCCUCCUUACAGAGCCUAUUUUGCGCACAGUUCCGCCUGAACUCCAUUCAAAUGCUGUUCUAUACUCCUCUGGUAACAGCAUGUUGUUCAGAGUUUUAGAGAAUGUGUAAAACCUUGAAUCUGAGAUGAACAUGGAAAAGCAGAAUGAUUUCCUAGGCAUAAAAUAGCAAUAAUAAUAAUUUGAUGUAAGUUUUAUUUACCAGUUAAUUGUGGCAUCUAGCUAAUGAUACUGUGUAGAAUGCAUUGCAGUAACAAAAUAUGGAAGUUCAGGAGGUGAUUAAUGCAAAGAAGUCCAAACCCAGCAGAAGCUCUUCCCUAUUUUACUCAUUUGCAGACAAACCCCAUUGCUCACACAGUUGUGUAGGAGAUGCGAGAAGUCUGAAAACAUAAUCCACUUGCCACACGAAUAACUAUAACCAUCUCAGACUUUAUUUCAGAGCCAGGAGUGUUUUUAUUGUCUGAAAGAAUCCUCUUGCAAGCAUUAUCCAGCUGUUGUGCUAUCCAAGCUUGAUGGAAAUGUCAGUUACUGAAGAGUACCUUCUAGCGCAGUUCAGUGGAGUUGAUUUGUAACACUACAUAGAGUAGCAGCAGUAUAUAACUAAGGGUGCUGCUUUGAAAUAGAAAUCUCAUUUUAAUUUUAAAUGUAUGUUAUUGUACUAUAUAUAGUACUUUGCUUUUGAUAGUAUCACUGUGCUAUUGUAGUGUUACUGAGUGAUCUCAAGAGAGCAGCUGAAGAACUCCUCUGGAAAGGGAAGAAAGGGAAAUUCUGACAAUGGAGACCAUGAUGUCACUAGUAGAUUUGGGAAAGAAACUUUUAGAAGCUGCGCGAGCAGGUCAAGAUGAUGAAGUUCGCAUUUUGAUGGCAAAUGGAGCGCCUUUUACCACAGAUUGGUUGGGAACAUCUCCACUUCAUUUAGCAGCACAGUAUGGACACUACUCAACAACAGAAGUGUUGCUGCGAGCAGGUGUAAGUCGGGAUGCCAGAACCAAAGUGGACAGAACUCCAUUACAUAUGGCAGCAUCAGAAGGCCAUGCCAGCAUAGUAGAAGUCUUACUUAAGCAUGGUGCUGAUGUCAAUGCGAAGGACAUGCUCAAAAUGACUGCACUUCACUGGGCUACUGAACAUAACCACCAAGAAGUUGUAGAACUCUUAAUAAAGUACGGAGCAGAUGUUCAUGCUCAGAGUAAAUUUUGCAAAACGGCGUUAGAUAUUGCGGUAGACAAUGGAAAUGAAGACCUUGCAGAAAUAUUACAGAUUGCAAUGCAGAACCAAAUCAAUACAAAUCCAGAGAGUCCGGACACUGUGACGAUACAUGCAGCAACACCGCAGUUCAUCAUUGGACCUGGAGGGGUGGUGAACCUAACAGGUCUGGUAUCUUCUGCAAAUACAUCAGAGGGAACAGAUGAAACAGGAGUGUCUGCUGUACAGUUUGGAAAUUCAUCAACGUCAGUAUUAGCCACGUUGGCAGCUUUAGCAGAAGCAUCAGCUCCACUGUCUAAUUCUUCAGAAACACCAGUUGUGGCCACAGAAGAAGUUGUGACUGCAGAGUCUGUGGAUGGUGCUAUUCAGCAAGUUGUCAGUUCUGGAGGUCAGCAAGUUAUUACUAUAGUGACAGAUGGCAUUCAACUUGGUAAUCUGCAUUCAAUUCCAACCAGUGGAAUAGGGCAACCAAUCAUUGUGACCAUGCCAGAUGGACAGCAAGUAUUAACAGUUCCAGCAACCGACAUUGCUGAAGAAACUGUGAUAAGCGAAGAACCGCCAGUGAAGAGACAGUGCAUUGAGAUUGUUGAAAAUCGUGUGGAGUCUACAGAAAUAGAAGAAAGAGAAACUCUUCAGAAACAGCUGGAUGAGGCAAACAGAGAAGCACAAAAAUAUCGUCAGCAGCUCCUAAAGAAAGAACAAGAAGCAGAGGCCUAUCGGCAGAAGUUAGAGGCAAUGACCCGCCUCCAGACUAAUAAAGAAGCUGUUUAAUAAAAGUGAACAUACUGCAAAGCCUGUUACUUUCCAAAACCUGCAGUACAAUCUUGAACUGUACACUAUAUAGGUACAGAUGCAGGAUUACAUGAUAGAGAAGAUGCUACAAGUUGAUAACUGGACUUAAGCCGUGAGCUCUCAUUAAUUUCUUGUAACAUAAAAACUCUGAAUUUAGAAAUUGUGAAAAGUAUUUAAAAUGAAAUACUGUAAAUAGUUGGUUUUUUUACAGUUUCAAAAUGAGUUGAUAAAUCUUUUUGAAGGGAUCCAGAAACACGAGAAGCCAAUGUUUUUGUGAAAUUUUUGAUUUUAGUAUGAAUCUAACUUCUGAAAAACAGAACAGUUUUAAGGGUGAUAUUGUUGAUUUAAGCUGACAACUUGAAAAUUAUGUGACAAAAUGAUUUAACAGUUAUUUCUACAUGGUAACAACUUAAACUUCUCUGAGUAAGACAUUUCCAAGUGGAAAUCUUUGUACAGCUUUAAGUAGUUGUCUCAGAUUCUCUGAAAACCAUUUUUGGUUUUGUUUUUUUUUAUUUUAGGUGGUGAAAUUUUUAUAUUUAAUUUCAGAUAUAUCCAAGUAGAUUUACAUGUAUAUGAAGCUAAUAUUUUUUAAACUUUUCAGUUUGUACAUAUGCUGCAUGUUUUUAUAAUUUCUACACAUCUUGCAUAGGUAUUUUUCAGCAAAGAUGAGGAAAAUUAUAAGGAAAAUUACGAGGAAAAUGUUUAGCUUAUAUGUCAUUGGAAGUAAGCAGCCAGUUUAAUUGUGGAUGGUAUAUUUGUUGGAAGAAUGUAAUUUGUAAUUAAAAACAAAAAAAAAUCUUCACUUACAUACGAGGUGUGAUUUAAAAUUUGGUAGUGGAGGCAGCGAAACUUCACUUUGUGUCUUACAAUUUUCAUGCACAAGCAUUUAAAAGUUCAGUAAUGCAUAGGAAAGAAUGUCUCCACUGGAACACAAAUAGUAGUUCUUUUAGGAUAUUCCUAUUGAUCUCUUUUUCCCAAUAGCCUUGAAAUCAUUUCAGUGAUACCUUUUUUUCUAAACGGACUUUUGCAUUUUAAUUAUGCAAUUGGACAAGUAAUUUUUUUAUGUUGUGAUGCUCCUCUUACCCAGCAUCAUUGUUCUUCACUGUGAUACUGUGUUUCUGUGUGUCUGUGCAGUGAUCUAUUAUGGUUAGGAUUUAUAUAGCACAUUACAUCUUCAGAGCGUUGUAAAAUCUUUUAAAGAGCCCUUACUGUACUGCCUGAGGCAGGUAAGUGAGUGUUACUGUCUCAGUUUUAUAACCGAUACAAGUGCAACACAGGGAGUGUUAAAUGACUGGCCCAAGACCACAUGGAUCUGUGGCAAACCUGGGAAUAGAUCUCAGGAGUUCCUGGCUUCUAGUCCUGUGCUUAGACUGAGCUGCCUUAAGAUUGUUCAGUGCUGUUGUACAUUAAAUUUUGAACUACUGUGCAGAUUCCUUUUUUUGUAAGAUAAAACUCUUCGUGCUUUGCUUUGUUGUUCCAUGUUUCACUGCUUUUAUGGAAUUGUUUAUAUAAACUUAAGCAAAAAGUCUAGUUUACCUAUACUGUACACAGAAAAAUUACCCUUAAAACUGUACUCUGGCCUACUUUUUCUAUUUUACAAUUAAAUAUCUUUUCCACAUA